Messenger RNA from Daucus carota subsp. sativus, 1016 nucleotides. RefSeq lists its product as uncharacterized. The transcript has a single exon. NCBI's taxonomy places the organism in Eukaryota, Viridiplantae, Streptophyta, Magnoliopsida, Apiales, Apiaceae. Bases 73 to 798 code for a protein of 241 amino acids. The record is from RefSeq and is a predicted model, not a curated record.
UUAUAUACUUCGAGAGAUAUUACCGAACAGAAACAAGCAAAACACAAGUCAAGCUAAAACAUAAAAAGCAAGAUGCAAGCAAGAGUGAUAGCCCCGUCUUUCCUCGCGAAACUCAAGCCUUCAGCUCAAUACAAUCAUUUCUUCACCAGGCUGCUUUGCUCAUCCGGCGGCCGCACCGCCGACCCCGCCGUCCACUCCACCGACGAUCCCAUGGGCCCCACCUCCGCCAUCCACUCCCCAGAAGAAGCCUACAAAGACAUGGAAAACAAAGGUCAAAGAGACCCAACCCCGGUCAAAGAUAAAGACCCCUUUGUCACCUCCAAGGCGCCUAUCUCAUCAUCCCCGCAGCUCAAAACCAGCGUUUCCGAUCAACACGCGCAACCACCCACCACCCAGCAAAAGAGAAACAACUCAACACUCUCAGCACCUAGCUGUGAAGCGUUUGAUCCGUGGUCCGGAGAGAGCGAGGAGAAAAGGGACAGGAGAGAGAUGCGGAGAGAGCAAGAGGAGGAUGACAAGGAGUACUUUAGUCACCACAAGGCGUCCCCGCUGUCGGAGAUAGAGGUGGCUGAUACGAGGAAGCCGGUGACGCAAGCCACCGACGGGACUGCCGGCGGGAGUGAGAUAGGGUAUGAUGGUGCGGGUGGGGGUGUGAUUAUGUUCAGAGAGGAGCAGCGCGUGGGAGCGGAAGAGACGAUGAGGAGAGCUACUGAAAUGUGGCGGCAGACGGCGGCGAGAGGGGAUCCUUACUCGCCUCAUGGGAGGGUUCUGAGGAGUCUUCGUGGUGAGGACUGGUGAUCCAUGCAUAUUUUUAUAUGAUUUCGUACUUGUUUUGUAUAUUAGACUUUGUGUGUUUACAUGAAUCAUUCUCGCUGGUAGUGCUAAUUAUAAGUAGGGUUUGUCUGGCAUCGCACAUGUUAAGCACUAAAAUCUAUGAAUAUGAUGUUUUGCUUGAUGUUAUUAUUAUAAAUGCACAGUUUUAUCGUUAAUAAAGAAUGCAAGUCAAAUUUAUCAAA